AUGAUGGCCACAAAAGUAGCCAUUCAAGUCAUGGUCUUUGCUCUAGUUUUUAUCAUGCUCGCAACGCAUCCAGGUUGGGGUGAGCAAGACUGUUAUGAUGAGAAAGAUGCAGUUAUACGCAAAUGCAUGGUAUGGCCAAUCUCCAAAGGGGCCGCGAGGACCCCCUCUAGAAAGGCGCACCAUGCAUCUAUUGAGACCUUCAGUGAUUACGUUGAUCCGAGCAACAUAUGUCGUGCAACUGUGCAAGAAUCUGACAUGGCUUGUGUUUGUCAUGUCAUCUCCAAAAGCGAACAGCGUAAAAUAAGUGUCGUUAAACUAGUUCGGCUUGCACGUCAACUUGCACGUCAAUGUGGCAAGCCGGUGCUAGUUGGAAGCAAAUGCGGAACUUGGACGGUUCCACCCCCACUAUCGCCACCCUCGCAGAGUGCGCAUCCAUGA
This is a messenger RNA of Panicum virgatum (switchgrass), 438 nucleotides long. RefSeq lists its product as uncharacterized. The transcript is spliced from 4 exons. NCBI's taxonomy places the organism in Eukaryota, Viridiplantae, Streptophyta, Magnoliopsida, Poales, Poaceae. Bases 1 to 438 code for a protein of 145 amino acids. The record is from RefSeq and is a predicted model, not a curated record.